Molecule: messenger RNA, 2748 nt
Organism: Hyla sarda
Lineage: Eukaryota; Metazoa; Chordata; Amphibia; Anura; Hylidae
Gene: CCNE2
Product: cyclin E2
Exons: 12
Coding region: 164-1372 (402 amino acids)
Biological process (GO): G1/S transition of mitotic cell cycle; regulation of cyclin-dependent protein serine/threonine kinase activity
Cellular component (GO): cyclin E1-CDK2 complex; cytoplasm; cyclin E2-CDK2 complex
Molecular function (GO): cyclin-dependent protein serine/threonine kinase regulator activity
Source: RefSeq, a predicted model, not a curated record
GGAACUCCAGUUUUGUAAAACAUAUCCCUUAUCCACAUGAGAGGGGAUAAGGGUCUGAUUGUGGGGGUCCCGUCUUAGCUAGUGAUUGGCUGAGUGGGCCGUCACUCCUUAAGUUUUACAAAACCAGAGUACCCCUUUAAGGUUUGUUUCUCGUUUCUGAAUAAUGUCAAGAAGAAGUGGUCGUCUACAAGCAAAACAUGGAAAAGACGAUGCAGAAAACGAAUGUCCGUCCACAGUUGCAGUUGCUACAAGGAAAAGAAAAGUCGAGGAAGUGAAGCCUUCACAUGAUGGUCAAUGGGACACUAAAAGACACAACUAUGAGAUCCAGGCCUGCUGGUCACAGAUAACAGCUGGAGGGGCGACUCCUUGUAUUCUUAUUGAGACACCACAGAAGGACGUUCCGGUCAUACCAGACGUAUCAAAGUUUACUCGGUACCGGUUCCAGAAUCUCUUCAUCAGUCCUUCUCCUUUACCAGACCUCAGUUGGGGAAGUUCAAAAGAUGUCUGGCUGAAAAUGUUGAGUAAAGAGUCCAAAUACGUUCACUCCAGUCGCAUGUUACAAUGCCACUCCUUUCUUAAUCCCAACAUGCGCUCCAUUUUGUUGGACUGGCUCCUAGAGGUGUCAGAAGUUUAUAGUCUGCACAGGGAAACCUUCUACCUCGCUCAAGACUUCUUCGACAGAUUUAUGUUGACGCAAAUAUCUGUCAACAAAAGUAUGCUUCAACUUAUAGGAGUCACCUCCCUGUUCAUUGCAUCCAAAUUGGAGGAAAUCUAUCCCCCUAAGCUUCAUGAGUUUGCAUAUGUCACAGACGGUGCCUGCAGUGAGGAUGAUAUUCUAGAAAUGGAAUUAAUAAUACUUAAGGCUUUGAAAUGGGAGCUAAGUCCGGUGACUGCAAUUGCUUGGUUAAAUCUCUUCCUUCAAGUCUCUUCUCUUAAAGACAAUCCCAAACUACUAUUACCUCAGUAUUCCCAGGAUCAGUUUAUUCAGAUAGCUCAACUACUAGACUUAUGCAUUCUACACAUUACCUCACUGGAUUUUCAGUACAGGAUUUUGGCAGCUGCAGCUUUAUACCACUAUACUUCAAUGGCCGUAGUCACCAAAGCUACAGGUCUGGAGUGGGAGAGCAUCUCAGAAUGUGUCCAGUGGAUGGCGCCUUUCCUCAGAGUUGUACAAAGAAAUCCUCCGCCGAAGCUAAAAAGUUUUAAGAAGGUUGCGGAAGAAGGUCGUCACAAUAUCCAGACUCACACAAACUACCUCGACAUGCUGGAUAAUGUCAAAGUCCAGCCUGCCGCGUUCCUAUCAGGACUGUCCCCUGUGGGUGUUAGUGGGAUCUUAACUCCUCCCAAGAGUACGGAGAAGACUCCUUUUUAACUGGAAGAAUUCUGUGGACGGUUUACGCAUUGGGUCCAUGUGGCGGCUCGUGUGAAGCCUUCGCCGUGUGCACUGAAGCUGGAAGAGUCGUCCUGACUGGAGAAGAACUUACUCUCCUGCCCAAGUGCUCCUGUAUAUAGUUCACUCACUUAAUUUAUUGGCUCCGUACCAUCUGGUAUAGGAAGGUGGAGGUAAAAUGUCUGCGCAGGCACUCUGCUGUUACCAUAGUGACUAGUUUUAGACUGACCUUAUUGGCACCAAUGUGCUGCCAGCUUAGGAGGAAUUUGGCAAAACCUUUUGGCCUUUUAGAUCCUGUCGAACAUAAUUUCUAGCCUCACGACACAAUGUUCACACUUCACUUUUGCAUUUGGAUCCUGAACUUAAAGUGGACCCCCCCCCCCCUCCUCCCUCGGGUACUGGAUUAUUUUUAUUAUUUUAUUUUUUCUUUGCCAUGAGCUGCCAGGAAACGCUUCUUCUAGGAAAUUCAGUCACUUUUCUAGUAUUUAUUUCUUUAGAUGGAUUUUAUGAUGUACUCAGCUGUGGGCAGGAGAUGCUAAAAAAUGGGACUAUACCAAUUGUCACCAUAUUCUGUUUUAUAUUCGAGUGGACUUUAUGUAACCUUCUCCUACAUCUAUUAGUAUCAGGAGAAUUUGCCGUAGUCCACCGCGCUGUGGGUGACUUGUCCUUGUGUCGCGCUAUUACCAGAAUAGUGGUGCCACCUACUUUAUUGAAGAAUUCGAUUGCAGCUUUUUUACUGAAACAACUUUUUCUCUGCUAUGAGGCUGGGUCCAUGAACAAUUUUAAAAAGUUAUGUCGGGGACCUACAAAUAUGCACAAAAUUCCAUGUUUCUCAUGGAUCUGGAUUUUACUGAUUUAUGAAAUGUGUGGUGCAAUUCCACAACAGUGUUUGCUGCGAACUUGAAACGUGCAGCUUCCCAGGACUCCGCUGUGAUGUUAUAUGGUGUUUGUUAAUUGUACAUUAUGUACGAUGUUGCAUAAUUAUAGUGCCUGUUCCCUAAAGCAUGAUAUGAGCUCAUGUGGCAGAUUUGGUGCAGUGUUUCUCUAAGUGUACUGUAUAGUAGCAGCAAAUCUGCCUCUUGUGAACAAACCCUAAGAUGGUUCUUACUUGUGAACCAAUAUAUUUCUGUUUCUUCAGUAGUGUAUGUAAAACACUAUGGAAUAAACCAUUUUAAACAAUGUUAAUGUAACCAUAGUAAUUGUAAUAAAAAAAAAAAAAAAGUCCGGUAGUGAAGGCGUUUGUCUGCAGUAGAGUCGAAUCUACAGUUUGUCACUGAGGCCUAGGGAAAAGUCAGUCUUGGAAAAGUUUUCACUUGAGUGUUGCUAUUCCCCAAAGCAGGGUUUCCCAAGCAGGGUGC